AUGGUACUCGGUAUUAAGCACUUCUGCUGUCAAAGCUGGGCCUAUCAUGCAAUGGGAGCCGGGUUCGCACAGACCUUGACCCAGCAAACGCCUUCCAAGAAGAGGAAUGGAAUGACAAGCGUUUUUCGUGCAGCCAUUGCUUCGACUCUCGGUACAUCCGCAGAGUCAUGUGCAAUCACCAACCUGACUCUCGUGAUUCAAUUUUUCGAAGCAGGUGGCGUCAUUUGGCACCUGGACACCGCAUCGAUCUUCCGUAGCUCCAGGAUGCUCUGA
This is a messenger RNA of Aspergillus calidoustus, 273 nucleotides long. The record is from the annotation of a GenBank genome assembly. NCBI's taxonomy places the organism in Eukaryota, Fungi, Ascomycota, Eurotiomycetes, Eurotiales, Aspergillaceae.